AUCACUAGUGACGGCCUGACGGGCUAUUUUUGAAAAAAAACGAGGGUUUUCUGAGGCGUGUCACGGACAGACAUGUUAGUACAAGACCUCGGUUACUACACCGGCUGAGCCGGGAGACUUCUACUCCGUUCGGCACCUGACUAUGCAGGACCCUGAAUUCACCAACGAAGGCCCCGGUCCUUCGUGUACUGGAGCUUCCGGCUUCUCCUUUGUUCCUGGGCCUGGCGCGGCCUCCUGGAUCUUGACUACCAAAGAGGCAUUGCUGGGCUGCCCUAACCUCAGGCUGGUACUGAGUACGCCGGUGUCUGUGGCGGUGCUGGCUAUAGAGCGCUAUUUGGGAGAGGUAACAACGUCUAGUGCUCACUAUUAUGAUGUGACCCUGUCAGACGGCAUUGUGUGGGACACUUGGCACUUAUCGCCUGAGCACAACCCCCUGGUGCACAGCAACAGGCUCCGCUGUGGGAUAUGGCUGCAAAUCACACAAUGUUCAUACUGCUAUUAUGAGAAGAAGCUGAACGGCGGCCUGGUGAGGAUAGACGAGCUGAAGCUGGGGGAAGUGGUGUCCGCCGAAGCCCUUACCGAGCUAUGCAAGCGGCCUCAGCACGUCCUUGGCUCAGGAGCCGGUACCCCGCUGCUGGGUGAUAGGAGGCAUUAUCUGCCCCUGUGGAAUAAUGUGGAUCCCUAUGGUGAAGCCUGGCAGGGAUGCAAAACUCCGCAAACUGGCAGUAUGGAGGUGUCAAAAGUGUCUUUUCUGCAGAAUUUGGAAAUGAACUGGAAAUUCAGAAAGGCCUUACCACCACUGAUUGUGCGCAUCAUGCACAAAUCUCGUCUUCGCUACUUUGGCAAAUCAGACAAAAAGAUUGACAUUCCAUAUCAGGCAUAUUUUGAGGUUGCUGAUCAUUCCGGCAUGAUGUCACUAGUGUUAUGGAACUGUUUGUGUCUAGAAUGGUUCCAUACAUUUCGCGUUGGCACAGUUCUAUUUCUACAGCAGUAUGCUUUAAAAAAAAGUUACCCCAACAGGACUUUACCAACUCCAGGGGACUCGCAAAUGAAGAGACUGCGCAAUCUUGAAAUUAGCUUAAACAGCUGGGAUCCUCCAUCCAGUUUCCAUGUUGUUCAGGAAAAUCAAGUGAAACCAGAGUGGAGAUUGCCAGAAGUGAAAUAUCAGUUUUGCACAAGACUAGAACUGAAUGAUCUACCUCAUAAUCAAGCCUGUGAUGUUAUUGGAAUUGUGACCUACGUAGGAAGAUGUGAACGAAAAAGAAAAGAUGACAGUGAAGAAUUCUGGCAAUAUCGAUGGGUCCAGAUGACUGAUGGUACAACAGAUCAACCAUUUCUUCUAGAGAUUUAUGCAACUUCCCAGCCAGAAAUUUUUGAGAAUAUACAUCCAAUGACUUAUUUGGUGUGCACACAAAUGCGAGUUGUCCGAGAGUUUCCUGAUGAUCCAUCUUGCACUGUAUACCUUACAACUUCUAACGAGACUCAAGUGUUUAUAACUGGGCAUCACAAGGGGCAACCAUACACUGUUGAUAACAAGGUAAAAAGUUUCAUACACUGGACAAAGACCCAAAGUGAAGCAGAACUUAUGAAGAGAACCAUCAUUGGAGGAUAUCAUCGAUAUCCACUGACCCCAUCAACAUUUUCAGUUUAUUGCAAAGACAAUAAAGUGGAAUUGAUGCUGUCAACUUUCAAUGAAUUAAAAAAGACCAUUGCAGAGCUGCAGUACAGAGAGACCAGACGGAUCGCUGUUCGAGGAAUGAUUGCUGCUUUAAGAUUUGUCAAUAGCAAUAGUGUAGCUAUAGAUACAUCAGAAAAAGAAAUGGAGAGCAUUGACCUCACUUCGUUGCAAGAAAGCUCGGUCUCUUUUGUAGAAAAUACUGGACAACUUUUAGAAGAACAUCAUAGAGCUCAUAAACAGUCUGUACUGCCAACAGAAAAAAGGCCUGGUCUCCAACAAAACACAGGGGAGCAAUAUCGAGAAAAUUUAAGCAAAAAAAGUCCUGUAAGGAGUAGAAAAAGAUUACACCAACCUGAUGUCGAUCACUUUUCUGCCCUUGAAAACAACAGUUUGAAUGAAGUUAACCAUGACCUGUAUUCCAGAUCCAAUGAAUUUAAAUCUUUAAGAGGUAAUGAUGUCAGUUUUGAAAUUGAAAUGAAAGAAAACCCUAAAAAUAUAUGGGAAAGUGAACUAUGGUCUGCAAUCAAGGGUACUGUUGCUGAACACUUGCACUAUAGCCAUCUACCCCCAGAAAGUAUCCCUAGAAAAUUUGAUUAUUUUAGCAAGGAUUUCCUUAUGCAGCUGUAUAAUCUUCAACCAUCUAAAGUUUUAACAAAAAAAUAUAGAUCUGAUAAGGAAAUUGGACAAUUUUCAACUGCAAACAGCCUUGGCUACUAUGAACUUACAAUAUUGG
Bombina bombina (fire-bellied toad) is the source of this 2411-nucleotide messenger RNA. It is a transcript of the gene RADX, whose product is annotated as RPA1 related single stranded DNA binding protein, X-linked. Gene Ontology annotation, molecular function: single-stranded DNA binding. Lineage: Eukaryota; Metazoa; Chordata; Amphibia; Anura; Bombinatoridae. Gene Ontology annotation, cellular component: replication fork. The record is from RefSeq and is a predicted model, not a curated record. Gene Ontology annotation, biological process: regulation of DNA repair.